Messenger RNA from Durusdinium trenchii, 2869 nucleotides. The record is from the annotation of a GenBank genome assembly. Lineage: Eukaryota; Dinophyceae; Suessiales; Symbiodiniaceae.
GACGGACUCAACAUGAGUUUCAACGUCAUUGGCCUUUACUUCCGACUUCCGGACCGUUACACCAUUUUGGCUCCGGCUCAAACACCUAGCCUCCAUGUACAGGCCUGGCAGCUGCCACCAUGUCGUGCGGCCCCUUCAAAGGGAAAAAGAAACCGAUCGACGCCUCGGAAUUCCAAGCACUUAUAGUAGCAACAAGCGGAGGGCGGAGGGCCAUGUUUUUUUUGCUUACCUGUUGCUUCUGUGGGAUUCUUCGCUGUUCGAAGGCUUCUUGGGAACCUGGGCACCUGGUGGGGCCCAAAAAGGCGCCUGGCCAUGCAGAAGAAGUCCACACCUGGUCCUUGUGCUCUGCAGUGCUUCGCUGGGCGGGCGCUAUGCUUUGGUGGCUUCUGUGGCCGGCAUGGUUGGGUGCUUGUUGGGUUGUUCAUGGUGGUUGUUUGACGGCUUGCUUUUGGAUUCUCGUGGAUUUGGGAUUUGGAGAGCUAGGUGUUGAUCACUUCUUUUUUGGCUUGGCACUCAGUUUGCUCUCGGGGGGAGGCUGUUUUCAUGCCCCAGCCCCUUCCAGCUUUUCAAGCCAAGUCAACAAAAGCAAAACACACACCUGAACGAACCACAGGCGGAACCAAGUGCGGAACAAAAAGCCAAGCCCAUGACCCCUCGCCCACUACUCGCCUUCCUGAAAACAUAAAACAAAAAAGGGGCAACCUAGCUGUUGCCAAAACCAAAAACAUGACUAACAUUCCAAAGCAAUGCCAAACGAUCAACAGCACAGAGCGCACGCACCAUCCUUCCGUUCCACUAACCCAUCAUGUUCAGACGGAGUCUGAGGACCCUCCGGUAUAGAAGGGAUUUUCUUAUGGACAGCCUCUAGAGGUUAAAUCGGUUAAACAAGAUCAAUCACAAAAGGUUUCAACAGGUUAUAACAUGCUAUAACAACCCUAAGGUACCGAAGUACCCCAAGCUUUAACAUCCCCUCACUUCUACUUCCAGAAUUCAAUCCUGAGAUUUUUUAAAAUCUAGCCACAUCCUAAUGUUCUUGAGAGAUGUUCUUGACAUCAUUCUUUUCCGUUUCGCUUCAACCCCUUCACCAAGCUCCGAGGCCCGUCUCGGGCCGUCACCGGGAGGUGAAGGAAGCGAUCGCUGCUUUCAUCUCGAGGAAGCCUGAGGUGGAUGGAUAUGAGUUCCAGUCGCAAGGUUUGAUCACCAUGCUGUCGGAGUUUAAAGACAAGUUCGUCCUUGAGAAGGCUGAACUGGAGAAGUUGGAGUUCGAGAAGAAAGCGGCCGCGGAGCAAACGCUGGCGGGCUUGAAGGAUGAACAGGAAGCUGCACAGAAGGCCACAGACAAGAAGGCGGCCUUGAAGAGCAAGAAGCUCCAGCAAAAGGCGAAGCUGCAAGAGAACUUGGAGACCACCAAGACCACCAAGGCUUCGGAUGAGGACUACUUGAAGGAGACAACGGCGACAUGCGACCAGAAGGCCGCCGACUUCGAAGCGCGCCAGAAGCUCCGCGUGGAGGAGCUGGAAACCGUGAACAAGGCCAUUGACGUGAUGAGCUCUGCCAGCGUCUCGGGCACCGAAAAGAAACAGUUGGCGAAAAGCUUCAUCCAGGUCGGACGUGCUACAUCCUUGGCCGCACUGCGCUCUCAUAAGGUGGAUAAGGACCUGAAGGCGAAGCUGCUGGGCUUCCUGCAAAGCGAGGCAGAGCGCCUUCACAGCAAGGUGCUGGCCAAGUUGGUGGCGCCCACGGCGGUGUCGGAAGCCAUGGAAAAUAUCCGCGACACGCUUGAGGGCGUGAUUAAGAAGCUUGAAGCUGUAGCCGCGGAUGAGCACACGAAGAGAGAAUAUUGCAAGAAAGAGAUCAAGAAGAACAAAGCAACUCGUGCUGAUAAGAGGGCCGCCAUUGAUGAGUUGGAAGCUGAUAUUGAUAUGCUCGAGGCCUCCGUGAAGCAGCUCACCGAGGAGGUGGCAGCUCUUGGGGAUGAUCUGGUGGCCUUGGACCAGUCUGUGGCAAACGCCACUGACAUCCGUGGGAAAGAGAAGGCCAAGAACAAUGAGACGGUGACGGAUGCCAAGGCAGCUCAAGCAGCAGUGACGCAAGCCCUUGCGAUGCUGAAGGAGUUCUACGAGAAGGCUGGCCAGGCGACCGCGUUGGUGCAAACUUCUGCGGCUCAAGUGUCGGACCAGCCGGCCAUUUUUGAUGCGCCCUAUCAGGGCAUGGGUGGACAGAGCGGAGGAGUUCUUGGUCUCUUGGAGGUCAUCGCCGCGGACUUCGCGCGCUUGGAAGCGGAGACCUCCUCGGAAGAGGAAGCUGGUCAAACUGAGUACGAGAACUUCUUGAAGGAGUCUAGGUUGAACAAGAAGCAGAUGGAGCUGGACGUGAAGCACAAGAAGGAAACCUCCGCUGAGCAGACGGCAGAAAUCCAGGAGAAGAGCAAUGAACUUCUCGAAGUUCAAGAGGAGUUGGCUGCAGCAUUGAAGGUGUGGGAAGUGCUGCAAAAGGAGUGUCUCACGUCCCAAAAGGCAGAGGAGGAGCGGCGUGAGGAGAAUAUCGAGUCUUUGAAGAAGGCUCUUGACAUGCUGGCUGACUCUUGAGCAAUUAGCUCGUGCCUGUCCGUUCAAAAUGGGCGGGACGUGAGCGCCAUAUUGUGCCAUCUCUUGGCUGCAAAACCGGGAACGCGCUGCUGCGGACGGUGUGGCGGGACACCAGACCUAGACCUUGCGUAGUAUCCAACCUGCUCACUGCGAUGUUAAGCAUGACCGAAGUGACAGACCUUGCCCAAAAGACCGAAGUGACAGACCCGUGUCCACAGGCUUUGGUUCAUUUAAGGUGUGUCAACUGAUCAACACAGUCGUGUCCGACCCCUCGUAGCCAC